This is a messenger RNA of Penicillium antarcticum, 1635 nucleotides long. RefSeq names its product putative 2-methylcitrate dehydratase. The record is from RefSeq and is a predicted model, not a curated record. The transcript has 3 exons. Bases 1 to 1635 code for a protein of 544 amino acids. Gene Ontology annotation, cellular component: mitochondrion. Gene Ontology annotation, molecular function: 2 iron, 2 sulfur cluster binding; 2-methylcitrate dehydratase activity. NCBI's taxonomy places the organism in Eukaryota, Fungi, Ascomycota, Eurotiomycetes, Eurotiales, Aspergillaceae.
AUGUUGCCAGUGAGGCGCUUGACCCACACGGCUCCCCGCACUUUGGCCCGCAUCUCCAGAUUGCCCACAUUCGCUUCUUCUCGCAUUUCAGUCCCUACACUUACUCACACUCCUCGCUUUUCGACCAUGGCCGCACGUCAGUCUGCCGCUCCUGCGGUCCCUAGCGACAAGGCGUAUGACCCUGAGAUCCAGGACAUGGCCUCGUACAUCCACGACUACAAGGUGGACUCCGACUUGGCGUUCGAUACUGCCCGUUUGGUCUUCUUGGACACUCUCGGCUGUGGACUGGAGGCUUUGAAGUUCAAGGAGUGCGCCAAGCUGCUUGGUCCGGUUGUUGACGGUACUGUUGUCCCCAAUGGUACCCGUGUCCCUGGUACUCCUUACCAGUUGGAUCCCGUCAACGGUGCUUUCAACAUCGGUGCGAUGAUCCGCUGGCUCGAUUACAAUGACUGCUGGCUCGCUGCUGAGUGGGGUCAUCCCUCGGACAACCUGGGCGGUAUUCUCGCUGUGGCUGACUGGAUUUCCCGCACCAACCGCGCCGGUGGAAACCUUGGUAACGGCAAGAUCCUGAAGAUCCGUGAUGUUCUUGAGGCUAUGAUCAAGGCCCACGAGAUUCAGGGUGUCCUUGCUCUGGAGAACUCUUACAACAAGGUCGGCCUUGACCACGUUGUUCUCGUCAAGGUUGCGACCGCCGCUGUUGUCUCCAAGAUGAUGGGUCUCACUGAGAAGCAGACCGCCGAUGCUAUUACCCAGGCUUGGGUGGACGGCCAGAGUCUCCGUACCUACCGCCACUCCCCCAACACCAUGUCCCGCAAGUCCUGGGCUGCCGGUGAUGCCUGCCAGCGCGCUGUCAACCUGGUCUUGAAGGUCCAGAAGGGUGAGGGAGGUCUCCGCACCGUUCUCUCUGCCCCAACCUGGGGCUUCUACGAUGUCCUGUUCAAGGGCAAGAAGUUCCAGUUCCAGCGCCCCUACGGCAGCUACGUCAUGGAGAACGUUCUGUUCAAGGUCUCCUACCCUGCUGAAUUCCACUCGCAGACUGCCAUUGAGGCCGCCGAAAAGGUCAACGCCAAGCUCGCCUCCAUGGGCAAGAGCGCCAAGGAUAUCAAGGAGAUCACCAACCGCACACACGAGGCCUGCAUUCGCAUCAUCGACAAGCAGUUCAAGGAGAUGGACAACUUUGCCGAUCGCGACCACUGCGUGCAGUACAUGGUGGCCACCAUGCUCGUCUUCGGCCGUCUGACCGCCAGCGACUACGCUGACGGCUCCGAGGCCGCCACCUCUCCCCUGCUGGAGGACCUUCGCAAGCGCAUCCGCUGUGUCGAGGAUACUCAGUACACCACUGACUACCACGACCCCACCAAGCGUACCAUCCCCAACGCACUGACCGUCACUCUUAAUGACGGCACUGUUCUCGAGGAGAUCGCCGUUGAGGCUCCUCUCGGCCACCGUCUCCGUCGCGAGGAGGCUAAGCCCGAGAUUCUGGCCAAGUACAAGCGCCAUCUCGAGGCACACUUCGACCAGGCUCGCGUCGAUGAGCUGCUGAAGGUGGGCUGGGACCGCCCUCAGCUGGAGAACUACGAUGUCGACCAAUAUGUCGACCUCUACGUCAAGGACAAGAUGGUUGCCAACGCGUAA